Messenger RNA from Fundulus heteroclitus (mummichog), 1669 nucleotides. RefSeq names its product shisa family member 3 (gene shisa3). Lineage: Eukaryota; Metazoa; Chordata; Actinopteri; Cyprinodontiformes; Fundulidae. The transcript is spliced from 2 exons. The record is from RefSeq and is a predicted model, not a curated record. The coding region runs from base 417 to 1271 and encodes 284 amino acids.
CGUCCUGGAGAAGUGGGGUGCCGUGCGCGCGUCCAAAAGCCCCCGAUUCACAAAAGCGGCAGAUCUGCGGAGAGCUGGACACACAGCCCCAGCUAAGCCUGCUGCGCUGGAGAGGUGAAGAAGCCGGAGUGGGUUGGCGUCGUUCUGCUGGGCUUUCAGCUCUCCGCCUGGAACCAGAACCACAGAGAUGAGACUUUUAAAAGUCACCUAAACCCAUCAUUCGGAUUCUGCUCACCCGGCUGCUGCUCAGCGCUUCGGAUGCAGCGAAGAAGAUGCCGUAACUUUCCAUGCGCUGGGUCCAGUUUCGCGUUGGGACGUUCAUCCCAGCUCGGACCCCGUGUCCGGGCAGCUGAGGCCGAACAAGAGGCGAGGCGGCGGGAGGAAGGGCAACCGUGAACCCGGAGCGGCUGAGCGGGAUGGUGCGCCUCUGGAACUGCCUGCUGCUGGGAUAUCUGACCUGGAACCUGCGCAUUUCGGACGCUCAGGGGGAGUACUGCCACGGCUGGCUGGACGCUAACGGGAACUACCAUGAGGGCUUUCAGUGUCCGGAGGUCUUUGACACCACGGACGCGACCGUGUGCUGCGGCUCCUGCGCCCUGCGCUACUGCUGCGCCGCCGCGGACGCACGCCUGGACCAGGGGGUCUGCACCAACGACAGGGAGGCGGACAACACGGAGUUUGCGCCCCAGCCCAUCUACGUUCCCUUCCUGAUGGUGGGAAGCAUCUUCGUCGCCUUCGUCAUCGUUGGCUCCCUGGUGGCGGUCUACUGCUGCACCUGCCUGCGGCCCAAGCAGCCCACCCAGCAGCCCAUGCGCUUCUCGCUGCGCAGCUGCCAGGGAGAGACCAUCCCCAUGAUCCUGACCACGGCCCCGCCCAGCCUGCGCGCUCCAUCGCGACAGUCCAGCACGGCCACCACCAGCUCCAGCUCGGCCGGCGGGGGUAGCUCCACGCGGAGGUUUUCCCUGGGGGGCCAGGCCCAGCACCAGCAGCAGCAGCAUCACGGCUGCCUCGUGUCCGCCACCGUCUCCUCCUCAGCCUCCACUCCCACUCAGACUCCUCAGACUCUGCUCCCGUCACCGCCGCCGCCUCCCCCUUACACGUCGCCGCCAGCGGCGAUAACAGGAGGCCUGCAGCACCCCCAGCUGCAGCUCCACCAGCCCUCUCACCCCACCCAGAGCCCCAGCUUCCUGCUUCCUCAGCAGUACUUCUUCCCCCUGCAGCCUGACGCCUUCACGGCAACAAAGGGCUUCGCCGACUUUGGACAGAGCUGACAGGGAUGCCAGCGGGGAGGGGGGGUCAACGGAGCCUUUACAGGUAGACCAUGAGUCAGGGAGGACAGACCUGGCUGCCCAGCUUGUGAUGUAAAGGACUCGCUAUCAGGCGAACGAGUGCACAGAGCAACCAGACACAACAACGGGCCAAUCAGGGGGGGCCAUUUCUGCAUUUUAUGCACUUUUCUAAAGCCAUCAGAUCCCUGUGGUCGAACUGAAAUCUUGUCUAACAUCCUCAAAAAAAGAAAGUUCCUUUUAAGUUCCUUUAAUAGAAGUAUAUUAUGCAGCAGGAUGUAGGAUGUUUUAAAUGUAAAAAGGACUCCUGAGAGUGAAAGUUUUCUUUUUGAGGAAAUGCAGACCUUUUGUGCGCUGAUUAAAAUAUGGUUUAUUGUCAAUUC